UUUGAAAUUAAACCGUCAGGAGAGCGCAAAGAACCGGGUUCUGUCACUAAGAUGAGUUCCCCUCAGGAGUGUAAAGAUAACGAGAGACAUAAGAAGGAAAUACCAGAGUCUCCAACACCAUCCUGUUUGUCUAUGAAGAGUGAUUGGUCGAUGCCUAUUCCACCCAACUUCAGCCCAGAGCCUCUUGGAGGAGAUAAAGGACAUAAGAAGGAAAGACCAGAGUCUUCAGCACCAUCCUGUGUGUCUAUGAAGAGUGAUUGGUCGAUGCCUAUUCCACCCAACUUCAGCCCAGAGCCUCUUGGAGGAGACCGAAGACAUAAGAAGGAAAGACCAGAGUCUUCAGUACCAUCCUGUGUGUCUAUGAAGAGUGAUUGGUCGAUGCCUAUUCCACCCAACUUCAGCCCAGAGCCUCGUGGAGGAGGCGAAAGUAUGCUGCUUACCUCCAGACAUGAGGAGGGGAGAACAGAGUCACCUUUAAAUCAAGUCCACCAGGAAGAGUUCUGUCCUGUUCACCCAGACUACUGCUACACUGGACGUAGAGAUGUGGCCUGUGAUUUCUGCACUGGGUUGAAGCAGAGAGCUGUGAAGUCCUGUCUGACCUGCCCUGCCUCCCUCUGUGAGAACCAUGUCAAGCAACACUACACAAUACCAGCACUGCAGGGACACACACUGGUGGAGUUGACUGGAGACCUAGAGAAGAGAUUCUGUCAGCAACACCACAGACCUCUGGAGGUGUUCUGCAAGACUGACCAGACACACAUCUGUAAAGUUUGUGCAGCGCAGGAGCACAAAGGCCACAGUAAAUUCUAUGGAAAGAUUUCUAAUGUUCCAGACACACCAAGCCUUCUGAAGCUCAUCUUGGGGAGCAUGAAGACAGACAUCUUCAAUAGGUAUAAGGAGGAACUGAGAGAGAACUAUCCAGAGUGCCUAGGAAGCCAGCAGGAGGAUCUAGAUAUCACUGGUGUUGUUAAGAAGAUGCUGGAGAGCUUUGGAGAACAGGGAGCUCUACGGCUCACAUUGAACUAUCUGGAUAUUGCUUUUCCAAUAAUAAAAAUCAGUGAAGUUAAUAAAGGAAACCUGAUGAAAAAAAUUCAGCUAGUCUCAGAGGGACUGCCAGAACAAGGGAAACAGAGCUUUUUGAAUGAGAUCUACACAGAGAACUACAUCAUAGAGAGUGGAAGUGGUGAAGUCAAUGAUGAACAUGAAGUCAGACAAAUUGAGAGGACCACGAAGAGACAAGAAACUCAAGAGAAUCCAAUCGAAUAUAAUAACAUUUUCAAAACGCUGCCUGGACAAAGCAAAGAAAUCAGAACAGUGCUGACGAAGGGAAUAGCUGGAAUUGGAAAGACUGUCUCUGUGCAGAAGUUCAUUCUUGACUGGGCUGAAGGAAAAGCCAAUCAAGAUAUUAUGGUCAUUGUCCCUCUACCUUUCAGAGAUCUCAAUCUAAGGACAGAAAAGUACAGUCUUAUUCAACUUCUUCAUUACUAUGCUCCAGAACUGAAAGAGAUUAAAAACAUUGAAGAUGAAAGAGCCAAAUUGCUCUUAAUUUUUGAUGGUCUGGAUGAGUGUCGAUUUCCUCUAGAUUUCCAGAACACAGAGAUUUGCUGUGAUGUGACAAAAUCGACCUCAGUGGAUGUGCUGCUGACCAACCUCAUCAAGGGGGAUCUGCUUCCCUCUGCCCUCCUCUGGAUAACCUCCCGACCAGUGGCAGCCAAUCAGAUCCCUCCUGAGUGUGUUCACCGAGUAACAGAGAUGCGUGGGUUCAGUGACCCUCAGAAGGAGCAGUACUUCAGGAAGAGAAUCAGUGAUCAGAACCUGGCUGACAGAAUCAUCACACACAUCAAGUCAUCAAGGAGCCUCCACAUCAUGUGCCACAUACCAGUCUUCUGUUGGCUUUCAGCCACUGUUCUUGAGAAUAUGAUGAGUUAUGCAGGCACUGCUGAAAUACCCAGAACUCUGACUGAGAUGUACACACACUUUCUGCUCACUCAGAUCAGUUUGAAGAAUAAGAAGUACCAUGGAGCCACAGUAGAAGACCCUAAGAGGUUGUCUAAAUCAGACAAAGAGAUGAUUCUGAAACUUGGAAAACUUGCUUUCCAACAACUGGAGAAGGGAAAUUUAAUAUUUUAUGAAGAGGACCUCAGAGAUUGUGGCAUUGACAUUCAUGAAGCUUCACAGUACUCUUCACUUUGUACAGAGAUCUUCAGAAAGGAGUUUGGAUUGUACAGGGACAAGGUUUUCUGCUUUGUUCAUCUGAGCAUUCAAGAGCAUCUUGCUGCAGUGCACGCACAUGUUUCCUUGGCAAACAAGACUUCAAAUGUUUUCAGCACAGAAAAACACAAAGUGGAUCUAGACAGAUUGAAACUGUUUAAACUGCACCAGAAUGCAGUGGACAAAGCCCUACAGAGUAAGAAUGGACAUCUCGACCUUUUCCUUCGCUUCCUUCUCGGACUUUCACUGGAACAGAACCAAAAUCUUCUCCAAGACUUUAUGACAGAAACUAGUCCAGAAAUGAGAAGCUACAGACCUGCAGUGACAACUGAUUAUAUAAAGAGGAAGAUCAGGAAGGAAUCAUCACCAGAGAGGAUCAUCAAUCUGUUCCACUGUCUGAAAGAGCUAAAGGACAACUAUUUGGUGGAGGAAAUCCAGUCUGCCUUCAAAUCAGGAACUCUCUCAGGAAAAAAGCUGGAGCCAGACCAGUGUUCAGCUCUUGCCUAUAUGUUACUGAUGUCAGAGGAGGUGCUGGAUGAGUUUGACCUGAAGAUGUACAAAGCAUCAGAAACGGGGCAGCAGAGGCUGCUCCCGGUGCUGAAGAUCUGCAGGAGGGCGAGAUUGUCUAAAUGUUUCCUGUCCCCUUACUUCCAUGAAACUGUGGUGUCAGCUCUUCAGUCACCAAAGUCACCCCUUAGAGAGCUGGAUCUCAGCUACAAUGAUCUUAGAGAUUCAGGGGUGAAGCUGAUCUGUGCUGGGUUAAUGAGCCCUAACUGUAAACUGCAGAAACUGAGGCUGGCAGGCUGUGUAAUUGGAGAGGAGGGCUGUUCCUCUCUUGUCUCAGCUCUGGGAUCAAACCCCUCACACUUGAUUGAGCUGGAUCUGAGCUACAAUCACCUAGGAGAUUCAGGAGUGAGGACAGUCUCUAAGCUACUGAAGAAAUCAUGCUGUAAACUGGAGAAACUGGGGCUGAGUGUGUGCAGUCUCACAGUAGGCUGCAGUGCAGACCUGGCUUCAGUCUUACAAUGUCCUCACUCUACACUGAGAGAGCUGGAUCUGAGAGACAAUGACUUGCGUGAUUUGGGAGUGGAGGUUCUCUGUGCUGGACUGAGGCAUCCACACUGUAAAUUAGAGAAACUGGGGUUGUCGGGUUGUCUAAUCACAGAGAAAGGCUGUGUUUCUCUGGCUUCGGCCCUGAGAUCAAACCCCUCACACCUGAGAGAGCUUGAUCUGACCUACAAUCACCCAGGAGACUCAGGAGCAGAACAGCUUUCUGCUCUACUGGAGGAUGCAAACUGUAAACUGGAAUGGGACCAUGGUGGAGAGUGCAGGAUAAAACCUGGACCAAGAAAAUAUGCCUGUCAGAUCUCACUGGACCAGAACACAGCACACAAACAGCUCUGUCUCUAUGAUGGAAACAGGAGAGUGACACGGACUUUAACGGAACAGCCAUAUCCUGAUCAUCCUGAGAGAUUUAAGCGUCAUCUCCAAAUUCUCUGUAAGGAGGCUCUGUCCGGUCGCUGUUACUGGGAGGUGAAAAAGAGUGGAGACAAUGUAUUCAUAGGAGUUGCCUAUAAGAGUAUAGAUAGAGAAACAGGCUCCAUGGGAAAGGAUGACAAGUCCUUCGGCCUAAUUUGCCAGAGUGAUAGCUUUCGAUUCUGGCAGAACGGCAAGAGAACUGCUGAACUCCACCCGUCUCCUGCAUCUAACAGAGUAGGAGUGUUCCUAGACUCUUCUGCCGGCAAUCUGUCCUUCUACAGCAUCUUCAAUGACACGCUGACCCUCCUGUACACGUUCCACACAACAUUCACUGAGCCCCUCUAUGCAGGGUUUGGGCUUUAUCCUGGUUCUACAGUGACUCUGUGCCACCUGGGAUAGACCUUAAGCAUGGGAGGACAUCACAGGGAAAAAGA
Molecule: messenger RNA, 4124 nt
Organism: Chanos chanos (milkfish)
Lineage: Eukaryota; Metazoa; Chordata; Actinopteri; Gonorynchiformes; Chanidae
Product: NLR family CARD domain-containing protein 3-like
Exons: 13
Coding region: 52-4089 (1345 amino acids)
Molecular function (GO): protein binding; zinc ion binding
Source: RefSeq, a predicted model, not a curated record